Molecule: messenger RNA, 2166 nt
Organism: Talaromyces amestolkiae
Lineage: Eukaryota; Fungi; Ascomycota; Eurotiomycetes; Eurotiales; Trichocomaceae
Exons: 9
Coding region: 1-2166 (721 amino acids)
Biological process (GO): isocitrate metabolic process
Cellular component (GO): mitochondrion
Molecular function (GO): isocitrate dehydrogenase (NADP+) activity; NAD binding; magnesium ion binding
Source: RefSeq, a predicted model, not a curated record
AUGCCCAUCCGAGCAGUCAUCUUCGACCUCCUCACAGCGCUCCUCGACAGCUGGAGUCUAUGGGACAAGGCAGCAAAUGACAACCCUGAGCAAGGCUACAAAUGGCGAAGACGAUACCUCGAACUGACCUUUGGAUGCGGCGCAUACCAGCCUUAUGAAGAACUCGUCCGCACUUCCGCCAAAGACGUCGGUCUUCCAGAAACAGCGCCAACUCAUUUGAUCGACAACUGGGAUGGACUGCAGCCAUGGCCAGAAGCCAAACAAACUCUUGAAAAGCUGAAAGGAAAGGGGUAUGCCUUGGGAGUAGUAUCGAACUGCUCCAUCGAGCUAGGCCGGCGCGCACUACAGAGAUGCGAGACCGCAGAGUCAUCGAUGUUCAAUGCAUUUGUCACUGCUGAGGAAGUCGGCUUCUACAAACCUCAUCCAGAUACAUACCAGGCUAUUCUUUCGGCUCUGGGUGUCGAGCCGGAUGAAGCCAUCUUUGUCGCUGGUAGCAGCGGCGAUGUCGUUGGAGCGGCGGCUGUUGGGAUGCAGGUUGUAUGGCACAAUCGAAUUGGACUGCCGGCGUUGCCUGGUUCUGCGCCAUUGAUCGAAGCGCGUUCUCUGGAUGGUGCAUUGCAAGGACUCAUCGACAGUCCAGCAUCCGACAUUGCCCGUCGGGUAACGUUUGAUUUCUCGUUCAGCAUGCAGCUUCGGAAUACCUCCGCCCUCGCCCUGCGCGGCGUUUCUUCCCUGUCCGCCGCGUCUUCAUCGUGCGCUCGUCGAUCCAUUCUUUCUUCUUCCUCAUCUUUAUCUUCUCCCUAUUCCACGACCGCUGUAUCCCGAGCCAUUGCCAGACCCGUUGCUACCACUCUCCGUCCUGUCCUUGCAUCUUCCUCGGCCCAGUCGAAUUCCUCGGUGUUCUCCACCCAUAUCCGCACGAUGGCUUCGCAGGUGUCGAAGAUCAAAGUCAAGAACCCGGUUGUCGAGCUCGAUGGCGAUGAGAUGACCAGAAUUAUCUGGCAGGAUAUUAAAGACAAGUUUAUUACCCCAUAUCUCGACAUUGACUUGAAAUACUACGACUUGGGUCUUGAAUAUCGUGACCAGACCGAUGAUCAGGUUACCAUCGACGCCGCCGAGGCUAUUAAGAAGUAUGGAGUCGGUGUCAAGUGCGCCACCAUUACUCCUGAUGAGGCUCGUGUGAAGGAAUUCCACUUGAAGAAGAUGUGGCUUUCCCCCAACGGUACCAUCCGAAACAUUCUGAAUGGGACCGUCUUCCGUGAACCAAUUGUCAUCGACAACAUCCCCCGUCUCGUCCCCGGCUGGAAACAACCCAUUAUCAUCGGCCGUCAUGCCUUUGGCGACCAAUACCGCGCCAAGGACCAAGUCAUCCCCGGCGAAGGAACCCUCGAGGUCAUCUUCACCCCCAAAGGCGGCGAGCCAGAGCGUAUCAAGGUCUACGACUUCACCGGCCCCGGUGUUGCGCAAACCCAAUACAACACAGAUGAGUCGAUUAUCGGAUUCGCUCACUCCAGUUUCAAGAUGGCUCUUCUCAAGGAGUUGCCCUUGUAUAUGAGUACCAAGAACACUAUCCUCAAGAAGUACGACGGACGAUUUAAGGAUAUCUUCCAGGAGAUUUAUGAGAAGGAUUACAAGAAGGACUUUGAGGCCAAGGGCCUUUGGUACGAGCACCGUCUUAUCGACGACAUGGUUGCUCAGAUGAUCAAGAGCGAGGGCGGAUUCGUCAUUGCCAUGAAGAACUACGACGGAGAUGUUCAAUCCGACAUCGUCGCCCAAGGCUUCGGCUCUCUAGGCCUUAUGACUUCCACCCUCGCCACCCCCGACGGCAGCGCAUUCGAAUCCGAAGCCGCCCACGGCACUGUCACCCGCCACUACCGCGAACACCAGAAGGGUCGCGAAACAUCCACCAACCCGAUCGCCUCCAUCUUCGCGUGGACCCGCGGCCUGAUUCAGCGCGGUAAAGUCGACGGAACCCCCGAAGUGGUCACGUUCGCCGAAGCAUUGGAGCAGGCUUGCAUUGAUACCGUGAACGAGGACGAGAUUAUGACCAAGGAUUUGGCAUUGGCGCGCGGACGCAAGGAUCGUGAGGCGUGGGUGACGACGAGUGUGUAUUUGGAGGCUGUUGAAAAGAGGCUCAAGAGGUCUUUGCAAAAGGCUAAACUUUAG